CUGAAACCUUUGUGCGUGUCAAGCGAAGCAUAGCUCGGAAGUGCGCUAUUGCAAAGGCUAUAUUUAUUCGCAGGCUGUGACCACUCUGUCACGUUGUUUAGGUCAAGUUAUUAGGACUAUUUAGUGAGAGUUUGUAGCUUCGGUAUGGACAAAAAGGAUAAGAACUCUUCCAGUUCCUCCGUUGAGUUUGACGAUGUCUUUCAGCUGGUCAACUCGUUUGGUAGAUACCAAAAAGCCAUUUAUUUUGGCUCUUGCAUUCUGGUUUUAUUGAUGGCAUUUCCGUUUGGUAUGCUAGUCUUUGGGUUUGCUGCCCCAUCCUUCCAAUGCAACACAUCAAACAUAACAUGUCCCCAGAGUACGUGCUGUGACAACUGUACGUCAUACAGCUUCGAUAAGGCCUUCACCAGCACGGUUACUGAGUGGAAUCUUAUCUGUGAUGAUGCAAGUCUCAAUGCAGCAAUCCAAACCUGUAUGUUUGUUGGCAUGCUCAUUGGCGCUAUCUUAUCUGGCAUGGUUUCCGAUGCUUUUGGAAGAAAAAAAUGCAUCUUCAUAUUCAAUGGUAUCAUGGUCUUCGGUGGAUUUUCAUCCUCGUUCUCCAACAGUGUUCCCCUCAUGGCUGUCCUGUGGUUUGUCGUGGGCUUUGGUCUCAUAGGACUCAUUUUAUCCCUAUAUAUCUACGUCAUGGAAAUAGUCGGUCCAAAGGCUCGUACGAUGGCUGGGAAUGUCAUCUGGCUGUAUUGGUCUGCUGGAUAUUUCAUUUUUGUACUGUUAGCUUACUUCAUAAGAGACUGGAGAAUUCUGUGUAUGAUAACCACCGCACCUGGUAUUCUACUCUAUUUGUUCUGGAGGAUUUUCCCAGAAUCUCCUCGCUGGCUUGUUGCACAUAAUCACCUAGAAGAGGCACAUUUCAUUUUGCUGAAGUAUGCAGGCAGAAAAAACGAAGACAUAGAUGAGGAGCGCUUAAAGAAUCUCAUUUCACGAGUGAGACAAACACAAAUAGAAAAACAAAAAGAAACUAAAGGAUCUGAUCCGCGAAUGCUUUUUCGAACACCAAAGCUUCGCAAAUGGAGUGCUGCAUUAGGAUUUAACUGGUUUGCCAUAUCGUUCCUAAGCAACGCCUUAUUCCUUUACAUCACCAAUCUGUCAGGAAAUAUCUACCUGAACUUCACUAUCAUGCAAGUUAUCGCUACACUGCAACAGCCAAUACUCUGGAUCGUCCUGAAAAUGUUUGGUCGUCGUAUUACCCACGCUGUUGUGUUGUUCCUGAUUGGAGUACAAUGCCUUCUUGUGCUUGCGAUACCUAACAAAUACGCCAUGAUCAAAUCAGGACUGUUCUUGGGAGCAGCUGGGAUAACGUUCGGUUUGUGGACUACAAUAUWCAUGAUAACUUCCGAGAUCUACCCAACAGUCAUCAGAAACACUGCCCAAGGAACCGGAUCAACCAUAGGUCGUAGUGGUGCUAUAGCAGCUCCUUUCGUUGCUUUGUUGACUCGAAUCCCAGGGUUUGGGGUGACAGUUCCAGUGAUUAUUUUUGGUGUAAUAUCUCUUACUGCUGGGAUCAUAUCGUUAUUCGUCCCUGAAACCCUUUUCGCGCCCAUGCACCAGACCAUCGAGGAAGCGGAAGCUGCGACAGAGGAUUAUGGGAUACCAUGUUGUGGGAGACCUCGAAAUGUGUCACUGAAAGCUGAAGUUGGACUUCAACAAAUGCUGGUAGAAGACAACACAAAACUCUAGGCCAUGUUAUUACAAACAUAUAACUAACGCUACAGUUGAAAUAUAGUAUGUUGAAAUCAA
Molecule: messenger RNA, 1794 nt
Organism: Actinia tenebrosa (Australian red waratah sea anemone)
Lineage: Eukaryota; Metazoa; Cnidaria; Anthozoa; Actiniaria; Actiniidae
Product: organic cation transporter protein
Biological process (GO): transmembrane transport
Cellular component (GO): membrane
Molecular function (GO): transmembrane transporter activity
Source: RefSeq, a predicted model, not a curated record